This is a messenger RNA of Adineta ricciae, 5532 nucleotides long. Lineage: Eukaryota; Metazoa; Rotifera; Eurotatoria; Adinetida; Adinetidae. The record is from the annotation of a GenBank genome assembly.
AUGACUAAAAAGCAACAAGACGAACUGAAUUCAAGUUUUAACAACCUUCCCUGGGGUCUCCCAUUAGGUUUCCCAUCGUUAUCGCCAUUUGGUGCAUUUCCAGCUUUUGGUUUACCUACACCGAAUUUCCCUUCAUUGAACAGUUUUGCUUCAUCAACACCAACUGCCUUUCCUUCUUCACUUCUGUCAAAUGAUUCAACAACUAAUCCAUCAACAGCAUCGACUGAUGCUUGGACAAAUGGAUUAUCCGCAGCAUCAACUAAUCCUAUGGAUUAUAAUGAAUAUAUUAAACAAUUAGGUUUUCUCAUGAAUGCAUUUACUGAACAACAAAAACCGCCAGAAACCGAUAAAUCAAAAGGUACAAGUGCAUAUCUUCUAAUCUGCUAUGUUAGUUCUUAUCUUUCAGCCUCUCCUUCAAUAAAACAUUCAAAAUCCAAAUCGUCUCAUACUCCUUCGACAUCAUCUUCACCCGAUGUUCAUUGUAGUAAGAAGCAUGAUGAUUCUCGCCGUUCAUCAUCAUCGAACAAAUCAUCAUCACGUCCGAAAACGUCCUCAAAUCAUCAAUCAUCCGUACCUUCAACUCCAACGCAUGCAUCUUCAACCAAAACAUCUACGACUAAUGACUCAGCUAUGCUCGAUCCGUUAACAUUUGCAACUGCCAUGGCUAGCAGUGGCUUACCAUUUCCAUAUCUAUUUCCAUCACUACUCUCUCAAACACCCUCAACAGCAACAACUGCGGGAACAAAUAAUAAUCCUUCGACAUAUCCGUUUUCAGCAUUGUCGUCAUCUCUAGCUAAUCCAGCUGCUGGACUCUAUCCAUUUCUUUCACCUGACUGGUUUACGUCAGCGCCAGGCUUAGGAAAUACUACUCCGGAUUCUAAACAAUCGAAAAAACGUUCGAAGUCAAUUCGAGCUUUAACGGAAGAACAGGAUAAGAAUACUUCGAGUUUACUUCAUACGACCAUAGUGGAUCCACAUAACACAAAUGGUUUGCGUUUAAGCCGCCGAAGUAGUACAAACGAUACACCUGUUGAUGAUUCAAAAUCGAAUGACGACGAUGAUUCCGAUCCAAAUCCGAAGCGCAAGAAAAUUGAAGAAGUGAAUGAAACACUCGUACGAAUACCGUUGAAUCGCGGAUGGAAGCGUGUAACGAUCGUUCGUGCGAUAACACGAACUGGUGUACGUGGUGAUGUUUCAUAUUAUGCGCCAUGUGGUAGAAAAUUACGUUCGUUUCAAGAAAUCGAUCGAUAUUUAUCAAAGAAGAACAUCACUGACCUAGAUCGAUCACAUUUUACGUUUAGUUCCAAAGUUCAUAUUGGUUUUUUCCAUGAGCCAAAAGAAGGUCCUGAUGGAAAAACAAUUUUUCAAGAAUCUACAGAAGAUGAAAUCGUUAAUCGUAUCUUAGAAAUCAAUCCCAAAUUUCAUCGUAUUGAGACAUCUUCAAGUCCGUGUGGCACUCCUAGUAAUGGCACGAAUGAUCAUCAUGAUGAAAAUCGAAAACUUCGUCUAGAACAAGAAGAAAUGUCUAAACGAGCAGCAGAAAUCAAAAAGAAAAGCGAUCCAAUGCGUUUUAUGCGCAACGUUAUGAGUGAAAGUCCCAAAACAACCGAACCGCAGUAUCAACACAAUGAAUUUAUUAAAGCCAUCAUUGAACAACAAAAAUUCGCUCAACAACAAGAACUCGAACAUAAGCAAAAGUCUCAACAAGAACAACAAGAACAAGAACGUAAACGUCAAGAGCUUAUGUACUUAAAGCAACUUGAACUAAAAAAAAGACACGAAGAAAAACUCUUAAUACUAGAACAACGUAAAGCAGAAAAGAACGCUGAACGUGAAAAGAAAAUCCAAGAGAAAUAUAUGGAGAUCGUUCUAGCUAAAGAAGCAAAACGUAUCGUUGAAGAUAUGCAAUUACGCGAUCUAAAGCCACUUCCAACGCUGAAACCAAUCGAAAACAUGCGUCUAUCUGCAGAAGGUUUUGCCAAUUGUUUGAUGAUUAUCGAAUUUCUCAACAAUUACAAACAUAUUCUUCAGAUCCCUGAUAAUUUAAUUCCAUCGUUGAACAAUCUACAACAAUCGUUGACUAGUUCUUCAUCGUCACGGGAUUUAAAUUCUCUUUGUCAAAUUCUUCUUCGUAUUGCAUUGGAAGAUCCGGGUAUUCCUAACCCGAAAAAAGCGCUGACUAAUCUUGGACAGAAGCUGUCCGAAAUCGACAUCACUGAACAUACAUUUGGAGAAAUUCUACGCAUCUAUAUCCGCGAACGUAAUGGAUUCGAUGAUAAAUUAACUCAAAGUCUGUCAGAUACAUCUUUUCAAACAUUGAUUGCCGAUGAAAAGGCGGAGAUUUUGGCGUUUUUAUGUAAUGAUUUAUCGACAAAUAAGCAAGUUGUUGAUGAAAUCGAUCGUAAUCUCGAGGAACUAACCGGUCUAAAACAUGAAAAAUUGGAACUUGAGAAACGCUUGCGUCGAUUGAAAUUCGAAAAAUACAACAAUAAUCCGAAUAGUAAUCCGAAUGUUAAAAAAAUGGCGACUUUAAUUCGAGAAAAAGAUAUGAACAGUUCUGACAAUGAAAGUCCAGAUGAAAGUGAUGGUGAAUCGAAUAAGAAUGAAGAAGAAACAUCGAUUACAAACGAUCCUGCAACGAUCACAGCAGAUGAUCAAGAUAUCGAAACGUUGGAUGAAACGAAAAUUGAUGAUCUUGACAAACGUCUUGCACUUGUUACACGAAAAUACACUCUCAUCAAACGUCGCGUUAUCGAUAAACAAUGCCGGAUUCGUGCACUUCAUCUUGGCCAAGAUCGUUAUCGUCGUCGUUACUGGUAUUUUUCACAUUUACCAGGAAUUUAUAUCGAAGGACUUACAUCGGGUGAUAUACCCGCAGACGAUAUUCAAAAUAUCGUCGAAAGUGUUACUAAACAAAAACUUGAUAAUAAACCGGUAACGAUGGGUAAUGAAUGCAAUUCAUCGUCACGUUCUACUCAACGUAAAAAGCAGCAGCAAACGAAAGUAACGAAUGUCACGUCAUCUCCACAUCCACUACCGACUGUUAAUCCUAUGGAAGAAGCAACUCCGAAUGAAUCGAGUCAAAUCAAAGCGGAAACGAUUGACAAUGAAGAGGAAGAGAAACCGCAAUCAGAAACACCGAACAACGUCUCAGAAGAUCUGGCUACAAUGGAUCUAUCGGCUUUUUGUAUGGCAGUUCAACGAGAUAACGAUGAUCAAGCUGCAACUAUUGAGAAAGAGAAACCUGCAACGAAUGGAACAUCGAAUGAGACUGAAAUUAAAACUGAACCGAGUGAUGAACAGAAUGGUGAACGCGAAAUAACUGACAUUGUUGAUGAUAAUCUUCCACUUGAUCUUUCAUGUUCAAAAUCGAAGCGUUCAUGUCAAGAUGAUUAUUGGGCAACUCAGCAUAAGCAAGCAGUUUAUCCGCUAACAACGAAUACGGACCAGUUCCAAGAAUUGAAUGAUCUGGCGACAACUGCAAUGCUGUUGAAUAAUAUUAAACAAGAACAACUCAAUCUUAGCACGCCGAAAAAUCUUCUAGAUUUUACCAGUCCGAAUUUUCAAAACUUACUUUCGAAUCAAUUUAUGUCUUCAUAUAAUUUUCCGUCUCCAAUUAAAGAAGAAAUAUCCACUGUCAAUUUCAAACAAAUUGAACAAUCUAUACGGGAAAAAUCUCAAUAUUCCCAACCUUUGCCUAUUCCAGAUGAUGUUCAAUUGGGCUGGUGGUUGAUUCAAACAUCAGAAGAAGUACGAACUCUAAUCAAAUGUCUCGCUAAACGUGGUCAACGUGAACGAUAUCUAUGUCGAAUGCUGCAGCGUUAUUCUGACGUGAUUAUCAAUUCAAUGGCAAAUAACAAACUUGACAAUUCCUCUGUGCCGACAGAAAAUGAAACUGAGAAUGAGAAUGAUGAACAUCAACAAGCACAAAACUCGAAUGAUUCUAUGGACAAUGACAAUUCGAAUUUCGAUGAUACACAUGAGAUGGAUGUACUAAAUGAAAUUUAUAACUUAUCCGACCGUAUCGUUUCAGCGAGCCUUCAAUGUCGAUCGUUUGAUGUAAAUUUAACGCGUAAACGUUUGACUUAUUCGGAUAUCCAAGCGAAAGGUACGGAUAUUCUCGACGAAGCGAAACAUUUGUUAACCGAAAUCGAACGAAAUAUCGAACGACGUUAUUUGAAACAUCCAUUCGUUCGCAAAUGUGAAUUGAAUCUUUCAUCAUUAAACCGUAUCAAUCAAAACAGCACAUACCAUCAUACACUAGAAAAUUCUACCAGUGAAAUUGUUUCAUCGUCAAAAUUCGACGAAGUUCCACAACAACUCGAACGAUGGAGACGAACUGUCAAUGAAUCACGCACACCAGCGCAGCUAGCAUUAUGUUUAACACAAUUAGAACGCUGCAUUGCAUGGGAACGAUCAAUUAUGAGAGUUUACUGUGAAAUCUGUAAUUCUGAUGUAGACGAAGAAAAGUUGUUGCUAUGUGAUGGAUGUGAUCACGGUACACAUACCUAUUGCUUCAUUCCACCGAUGUCAUUUAUACCACCAAAUGAUUGGUAUUGUUACGUUUGUAUCGGUAAAGCCAAAGGUGAAAAUUUAUGCUUUGUAUGCGGAAAUAAAGGUGAUACGCAACUCAAUCGCUGUGAGCAUUGCGGAAAACUCUUUCACGAAGAAUGUUUGAAAAACGCGAAACAACAACGAGGAAAAUGGCUGUGUGUGUUAUGUACAGCGAAUGAUAGUACAGCUUUGAUCGCUAGUUUAACAGCUGGAACAAAUAAUACGAAAUGGCAAGCAGGCCGUCAAACAUCACGCUCAACGAAUACAUCAGCCAACGCGACGAAUAACUCAGCAUUGAAAUCUCGUCAACCAUCUGUUACAUCAACGAAUUCCGUCACUACUACCAACGGUGAUUCGAAUAACAACUCUUCCACAACGAAUCGUAAUCGAUCGGCUAACAAUAACAAUCGUAAAUCGAAAGGACGAAAUAGUGUACAUAAUCUGGAAAGUUCGAUCUUACAAGAAUCGCAUUCGAAUUCAUCCCAAGCAGAUGCGAUGAUGAUGAGUCAUUUAAACGAAUCGUCCUCAAUGCAAUCACUAUCCAACGCGGGUGAUAUUGACGACAAUGAUGACGAUGAUGUUCCAUCACCAACUAUAGGUAGUACAAACAAUAACAAUUCAUCAAAGAAAAAGCCAGCUCGAAAGUCGAAAACAAAUAGUGAUAGUAACGAUAUCAAAGCUUGCAAAAUUAUUCUCAAUGAAUUAUUUAAGAAUGAGUCAUCAUGGCCAUUUCAAACCGCUGUCGAUGCCAAACAACAUCCUGAAUAUUAUGAAUGCAUCAAAACUCCAAUGGAUUUUGCCACAAUGAAAAGAAAGAUGCGCAAUCAUCAAUAUACGAAACGCGAAGAUUUUUUUCAAGAUGUACAAUUAAUCUUAAAUAAUUGUGAAUAUUAUAAUGAAGAUGAUAGUCCUGUGGGCGAAGCUGGCCAUGCUUUACGAAUAUUUUUCGAAUCAAAAUGGGCAAAGCAAUUCGAUUAA